AAUAAAAAAUUAUCUAUGGUCACAAUUAAGUGUUAAAAAAAGUUGAGUUGACAAUUUUGACAGUUUUGAGUAAUAAAUUGUCAGUAAUCAGUAUUGUCAGUGUUCCAGCAGACUGUCGUUUUAUUCGUUUUGCUCAACAAUUAGUGAUAGUGUAGUGUAAGCGAAGUAGUUGUGGCGUUGUCGGUGAGAUCGCAAGUGUAUCCGUCCGUGUGGUCACGAGUGCAGGAUGCUGGGCGCAAUGCCUGCGCCGGAACUCGCUGGGUGAAAGUGUGUGGAGUUGUGACCGUGAGGCUGCGAGUGAGCGAAGCGCGAUUGCGAGUGGGUGACGAUGGGCGUGGGCCUGCAGCCGCUCGAGUUUACCGAGUGUCUCGCGGAUAGCCCCCAGUUCCGAGAGAACUUGCAGAGGCACGAGAAGGAAUUGGAACGCACCAGUCAGCAGAUUAAGCGGCUCAUAAAGGAAGUUAAGGAUGUGGUCCAAGCCGCCAAGAGGCUGGGGGCGGCGCAGCUGGCGCUGGCCACCAGCAUGGAGCAGUUCGAGUUCGCGUGCAUCGGCGCCUCCAUGACGGAGGACGAGCGCGUCAUCAGCCACUCGCUGCACCACUUCGCCACGCUCAUCCGCACCAUCGAGGACGAGCGGGACCGAAUGCUGGGCCGCGCGCACGAGCAGAUCAUCCAGCCGCUCGAGCGCUUCCGCAAGGAGCACAUCGGCGCUGUCAAGGAGGGCAAGAAGAAGUUUGACAAGAAGACUGCCAAGUUCUGCCAGAGCCAGGAGCGCACUCUCUCGCUGUCCACCAAGAAACCGGAGGCCGUGUUCCAAGAGGCGGACGCGGCCAUGGACAUGGCGGAGCGCGACUUCUGCCAGGCGUCGCUGGAGUACGUGUUCCAGCUGCAGGCCGUGCAGGAGCGCAAGAAGUUCGAGCUGGUGGAGACGCUGCUGGGCUUCGUGUUCGGCUGGUGGACCUUCCACCACACCGCGCACGACGUGCACGCCGACGCCGAGCCGCGCGUCAAGGACCUCCAGCUGCGCAUCCAGCGGACGCGCGGCAACUUCGAGGAGAUGAGCAAGCAGACCGAGUCGUUGAUGAAGAAGAUGAUGGAGCUGCGGCAGAUGAGCAAGGAGGAGGACGCGGCGCCCGAGGACGCGGCCGGCGGCCUGUCGCGCGCCGGGUACCUGUUCCUCAUGGAGAAGAAGGCGUUCGGCACGACGACGUGGAGCAAGCAGUACUGCACGUACGAGCACGGCGCGCGCCGCCUCGCGCUCACGCCCUACAACCAGAUGAACGUCAAGACGUCGGGCGCCACGGACGAGCUGGUCGUGAGCGGCGCGCGCGCCUGCGCCGAGCCCGUGGAGCGCCGCUUCUGCUGGGAGGCGCUGUCGGCCGAGCGCGACGCCGCGCUCACGCUGCAGGCGCUGGGCGAGCGCGACCGCGCCGCCUGGCUGCGCGCGCUGGCCGCCGCGCCCGCGCCCGCGCCGCGCGCCGCGCCGCCCGCGCCCGACCCCGCGCUGGCGCUGGACGACGCGGGCUUCGCCUUCGUGCGCCGCGUGCUGGCGGCGCUGGAGGCGCGCGGCCUGGAGGAGCAGGGCCUGUACCGCGUGGCAGGCGUGGCGUCCAAGGUGGCGCGCCUGGUGGCGGCGGCGGCGGCGGGCCGCGUGCCCGCGCUGGACGACCCCUUGGCCUGGGAGACCAAGACGCUGACGAGCGCGCUCAAGAGCUACCUGCGCGCGCUGCCCGACCCGCUCCUGACGCGCGCGCUGCACGACCAGUUCAUCGCCGUGGCCAAGAACUCGCGGCGCGGCGAGCGCGCGGCCGGCGUGGCGGCGCUGGUGCGGGCGCUGCCGCCGCGCAACCGCGACAUGCUGCGCCUCGUGCUGCGACACCUGCGCAGCGUGGCGGCGCGCAGCGACAAGAACCUGAUGUCGUGCUCCAACCUGGCGGUGUGCUUCGGGCCCACGCUGCUGCGGCCGGAGCGCGAGACGGUGGCGUCCAUCCUGGACCUGAAGUUCUACAACGUGCUGGUGGAGACUCUGCUCGAGCACUACGAACAGAUCUUCGAAGACGCGCCGCCGCCGCCGCCGGCGCCGCACAACGGGACGCUCAGAAUACAGAACAAACCAGAAUCCGCGUUCACUCAUGUGCAUGUCGUCAAAUGUGUCCAAAAACAAUACCUCCAUUUUUACUCGUAG
Molecule: messenger RNA, 2185 nt
Organism: Spodoptera exigua (beet armyworm)
Lineage: Eukaryota; Metazoa; Arthropoda; Insecta; Lepidoptera; Noctuidae
Source: the annotation of a GenBank genome assembly